Messenger RNA from Rubroshorea leprosula, 746 nucleotides. Lineage: Eukaryota; Viridiplantae; Streptophyta; Magnoliopsida; Malvales; Dipterocarpaceae. The record is from the annotation of a GenBank genome assembly.
AUGUUUCCAUAGCAUCAAAUUCAUUAUCUCUUUUCUUUGUAAUGGAUUAUCAGCCAAAUACCUCUCUCCGUUUAAGUCUCCUCAAUAAUAAACCAAACCUAGAUCUGGUUCUUGAACCUUCUUCUUCUUCCUCAUCUCCCCACAGUCCAUCUGAACUCCGGGUUUUCUCUUGUAAUUUUUGCGAAAGGAAGUUCUAUAGCUCACAGGCACUAGGAGGGCACCAAAAUGCUCACAAGCUAGAAAGAACUCUGGCCAAGAAACGCAGAGAGCUAAGCUCGGCUAUACGGGCUCAAGGAGGAUCUAGUCCUAGAAGAGGACCCAACAUCAGUGGUUCGAGCCAUGUUCAUCGUGUGCAGCCUUCUCUUGAAGCAUAUGAACAUGGUCAUGCAGGCAUGUUUAGUAGUGAAAUGGGGUGUAGCAGGAGAGAUUUGAAUUAUAGCUCUAGAGAAGGGAUGGAUUCUUGGUCCAAUAGACACAUGCCUGAAAUUAUUGAAGAUGAGUUUAGUCAGCUCGACCUGUCUUUAAGGCUUUGAAUUGCAUCUUCGCCCCCCCUCCCCCUUCUUUUUUUUUUUUUUUUAAUUAUCAUAAAUUUUCAUGAAUUCUCUAUUUUAUAAUUUGGCAUAAUUUAAACUGUAAAAUAGUUUUUUGAAUUUUUAUUAUAAUAUAUAUAUGUAUGAUGUGCAAAACAUUUCAAUAAAUAAGUAGUGAAGGAAGGUCGAGUUUGUGAAAAAAAGAGAAUUCAUUGA